UGAUUCGGUGUAACUUGGCAGCUGUGCGGAGUAGGACCUCCGAAGAGAAAACGGAGAGUGAACCGGGUCGCUGUAUCAUUUCUCGGGUCCGUUUCCUGUCAGUUUUUGGUUUUGACAGCAGUUUUAGUUGCUCUGUUCGCGUCGUCUGGACCGAGUAAACCCCGAGCUGACAGACACAAAAAUGGAGAUAGAGAAGGAAGUGAAGAAGAUGACCCUCGGCCAUGAGUUUGGCGCUGGAGCGGCCUGUUUGAAAUGCAAGGACAAGUGUGAAGGCUUCGAGCUGCAUUUCUGGAGAAAAAUCUGCCGAAACUGUAAAUGUGGUCUCACAGAGCACAAUGUGCAGAUGAACUCGGAGGAGAACAAGAAGGUAGGCAAGCUGUUCGAGGACACCAAGUACACUGGCCUCAUCGCCAAGCUGAAGACAGAUGGCAUCCCCAGCUACAAGGGCAACAUGAUGACCAUCACUCUUCCCAGCCCAGCUACUGCUCACGUUGUAAUGCCGAGUGCUUCUUCCACUGUGGUGCCCCCCUCUGCCACAUCUGGUUCUGUACAGCCUGCUGGAGCCACUGCAGGUACAGCACCCAGCGGCGCUCAGGCACAGGCUCAGGCUCAGGCUCAGGCUCAGGCUCAGGCUCAGGCCCAGGCUCAGGCCCAGGCCCAGGCUCAGGCUCAGGCUCAGGCUCGGCCUGUACCAGCCAACGUCACACCCGUCAAGGCUAACAAAGUGCCGGUGGCUGUCAGCACCACAUCAGCCAAUGUGGUACCAGUCCCCAAAGAUGUGCCAAUGAAGUCUGUCACCUAUGAGUGGGCACCGCCAGUAGCCAAUAAGUAUCUGGCGGUGCGCUACAUUGAGCUGCUCCCGCCAGAGAAACGUCCGGUGGCCGGUACAGAGGGAGCUGCCUACCGUCGGCAGCAGAUGGCCCGCCAGCUGCCUGAGCAUGACCAGGACCCGUCCAUGUGCCAUGAGCUGACCCCGGCAGAGGUCAAGCAAAUGCAGCAAUACGUCCGCAAGUACAAGGACGAGGCCUUGGGGGUUGGAGAUGUUAUGCUGCCCGAAGAGAUGGCUCUGGUUCAGGCCGGAAGGCAGGGUGCAGCUGGGGAAGGGGCUGGAGGUGCACCGGGUGCUGGAGGGGCAGGGUUUGGUACACCUGGAGCUGCUGGUGGUGGAGCUGGAGGGGCUGGGUUUAGACCAGGUGUUGGUGGUGCUGGGGUUGGAGCUGGUGCUGGAGCUGGUUCUGGGCCAGGGGGUGCAGGUCCUGGUGUUGGGGCUAUGGUCGGAGCUGGAGCUGGUUCUGGCUUUGGACCUGGAGCAGGGCGUAGCGGAGCUGGAGCUGGCGCUGGAGCUAGACCUGGUGGUGCUGGAACACUUUCAGGUCCAGGUGUUGGACCAUCCGACCAUGGAGGAGCAAUGGGUACUACUGCCACUGCUGGAGCCAUGGGCGUCCCUGGAGCUCAGCAAGCUGGACUGCCACAGCAGAGCUUUUCGUGCCAUCACUGCCAGCAGCCAAUGCGUCUGGGCGAGCCAGCCGUCUAUGCUGAGCGGGCCGGCUAUGACAAGCUGUGGCACCCAGCAUGCUUUGUGUGUUGUACCUGCAGCGAGUUACUGGUGGACAUGAUCUACUUCUUCAAGAAAGGCAAGCUGUACUGUGGACGCCACUACGGAGACAGUGAGAAGCCGCGCUGUGGAGGCUGUGAUGAGUUGAUCUUCAGUAAUGAGUACACUCAGGCUGAGGGCCAGAACUGGCAUCUGAAGCACUUCUGCUGUUUUGACUGUGACUGCAUUCUUGCUGGAGAGACGUAUGUCAUGGAGAAGGACAAGCCUGUCUGCAAGCCCUGCUACAUGAAGAACUACGCUGUGAAAUGCUCAGCCUGCCAGAAUGCGGUGGAGCCCGAGGCCCAGAGGGUUUCCUAUGGAGAGAACCACUGGCACGCCGAGCCGCAGUGCUUCAAGUGCUCCGGAUGCUCCAAGUGCCUGAUCGGCCAGCGCUUCAUGGCAAUGCAGGGCUUCCUCUUCUGCUCUGCGGAGUGCAAAAAGAAAACCAUGGCUUAGAGGGCCAAAACAAUUCCCUCCAUCUACUGCACAACCACUUGUGAAACCAGGACAGAUUGAGAUUAAACUAGAACCAGAGCAGGGAAACAAACACUGGUGCAGCUGGAUGAGGGCAGAGAAAACAAAAACCUAGUGCCUGAUAACUCGCUGUACAAUAAUAUUACCAUUUGCAUUAGGGUGCUCUUUUCUUUCUGUCAAUGGAAGACCAUGGUAUAAAUCUGUCUCAACUAGUCACUUGAACAACCUUUCAGUCUGUCCUCUGCCUUAAAAUCAGCCUUCUUUCAACAUGUUUUUCUUACUGAUGAGAUUAGUUUUGUAUUGGUUCAAUGUGGCAAUUCAGUUUUUUAACCUUAAACCUGUGUCUGUUUAGCGGUAUUGGCGCUGUUGUACCCCAAAGAAGUGUUACUGUUGAUUUAUCAUGCCACCUUGAACUGCUUCCUUCAUACGAAAACUACUGAUACUCACUGUCCUCUAUGCAGCAGUAUGAUGAGCAAUAUUAGCCAGGUUUGGGGUUGAUCUGCUUCCAGUGCACUGUAUUCCAGAUCAAACUGAAAUCAAAUAAUAAUAUUAUUCUCAGUCAAAUGAUUAUGCAGCAGUUUUUUUUUUUUCUUUGAUUGACAGUAAGAAUUUCAACUGCCUGAAUUUAUAUUGUAUUUUAGGGCAACGAAACAAUGUGAAAACUUUCCAGUAUACACCACCAGUUACCAGUUUAUGAGUUACACCUGUACAAACUAUUACUAUCAUCCUCCUUGUGUAUGUUAAUGUGGAUAAACAACAUGAACAAAGAAUGUGGAUUAAUGCAAGGAUUUUGGAUUGCAUUAGCAUUUAUCUAAUGAACUGAUAACCCUGCACUUAAAUCCAGUACAAUAACACCACUAACCAUAUCCUAAGAAAAUGCUUUAGAAUUGAUUAAACAACUCUCCGAUGCAGUCUCAACAUGAUCUUCACAAAUAUUAAGCUACUGUAUUAGAUUGUGCAGAUUGUUCAUUAUUUAUAUAAAAAAUUAAGAACCACUGAAUAAAAUUCUUUUUUGCAUCUCCA
Molecule: messenger RNA, 3091 nt
Organism: Dicentrarchus labrax (European seabass)
Lineage: Eukaryota; Metazoa; Chordata; Actinopteri; Moronidae
Gene: tes
Product: testis derived transcript (3 LIM domains)
Exons: 7
Coding region: 182-2050 (622 amino acids)
Molecular function (GO): zinc ion binding
Source: RefSeq, a predicted model, not a curated record